UUGUUGUCUUCCACUCUACGAAUCUCACUCAGUACUCACUCUGCAGCAAAAGCAGCAGAAGCCGAGCUUCAAUGGGGUCCGUUUCUCUGAAAAUCGGAGAUGGAACCGCCAGAUUCAAGAGGGCCACUCUCUGUUCUUCAGUGCUCAACAUUCUCAUGCUCAUUUCCGUAAUCACCACCAAUCUCUUUGCAAUUUACGCCUUCACUUACUCUCCCAGAGAUCGCCAAAAUCUCUCGCUUCAUCCCGCCCACAAGAACAUUUCCCUCAUCUCGGAGCAGGUUUCUUUGAUUCUCAGAGAGAUCGAUGUAUCGCAGAAGAAGCUUGCUCAGAUGGAGAAGGAGAUUCUUGGCUAUGAGACCAUCGACCUCUCCAGAUCCAACGUCGCUAACGAGCUCAAACUCUUUCUUCACCGCCACCCGCUCCCUCUCGGCAAGGAUUCCAAGAGUGGGAUCACUGAAAUGGUGGCAUCUGUGGGGCAUUCGUGUGAGAAAUCGAUGGACCUUUUGUCGCAGUAUAUGAAUUACAAGGUCUCUGGACCUUGCCCUGACGAUUGGAGCCUCGCUCAGAAGCUGAUUUUGCGCGGCUGCGAGCCCUUGCCGCGGCGGAGGUGCUUGGCCAAAUCUGUGCCCAAGGUAGGUCUGCAACCUUUUCCUGCUUCUCUAUGGAAACCUGUUAGCGAUAAGCUUGUUAUGUGGAGUGGCCUUGGGUGUAAAAAUUUCCAGUUUCUGAAUAAUAAGAAAUUGGGCAGGGAUUGUGUUGGCUGCUUUGAUUUGGUUAGUGGAUUUGAGAAUCAGAGAUUUGUUAAGGCCAGAGGUAAAAAUGACUUUCCCAUUGAUGAUGUUUUAGCCUUAACUAGUGGAGGAAUCAGGAUAGGUUUUGAUAUUGGAGGAGGGUCUGGGACUUUUGCUGCUAGAAUGGCUGAGAAAAAUGUCACAGUCAUCACAUCUACUCUGAACAUUGAUGCCCCAUUCAGUGAAUUCAUUGCUGCAAGAGGCUUGUUUCCUCUGUUUUUGAGUUUAGAUCAUAGAUUCCCUUUCUAUGACAAUGUGUUCGAUUUGGUUCACGCUUCGACUCGACUGGAUAUUGGUGGGAAGCCUGAAAAGUUGGAGUUCCUGAUGUUCGAUAUCGACAGGAUCUUAAGGGCAGGUGGUUUGCUUUGGUUGGAUAACUUCUAUUGUGCUAAUGAUGAGAAGAAAAAAUUUUUAACACGUUUGAUCGAGCGGUUCGGGUUCAAAAAACUGAAGUGGGUUGUCGGGGAGAAAUCUGAGGCGGGAAAAUCCGAGGUUUAUCUGUCUGCUGUUUUACAGAAGCCAGUAAGAGUAUGACGAUGAUUACUAGCUUCAGCAGUUACGCAAAAGAGGACAAGGAAACAAAGAAAGUGGUGCUGCGCGGAGUUCUUAAGGAUGGGCUGUACCAAAUGAAGUUGGCUCUUCAAAUCAGCCAAGAAUGUCACCUGUUACAGCAGAAACAAAUCUCCUGUUCAGUUCAGUCAUUCAACAGCAAGUUGUCUUUGAAUUCUAGAAAUAGGCCUAAAUCUUCCUUUGUUGUUAAUUGUGUUUUUUCUCCUUGUAAAGUGUCGUUGGAUGUUUGGCAUCGUAGGUUAGGGCACUCAUCUAACAAAAUCCUUACUUCAAUUUUAAAAAGUUGUAAUGUGAAUGCUGCUGAUAAUGAAAAAACUAGCUUUUGUGAUUCAUGUCAA
Messenger RNA from Momordica charantia (bitter melon), 1699 nucleotides. Its product is annotated as putative methyltransferase At1g29790. Lineage: Eukaryota; Viridiplantae; Streptophyta; Magnoliopsida; Cucurbitales; Cucurbitaceae. The record is from RefSeq and is a predicted model, not a curated record. Gene Ontology annotation, molecular function: methyltransferase activity.